GCCGCCAUCUCCGGGUACCGCCGCUCCGAGAGCGGCCGGGCCGGGCAGCCGGGCCCGCCGUGGGGCCAUGAGGAGCCGCAGCAACUCGGGGGUGCGCCUGGACGGCUACGCCCGCCUGGUCCAGCGGACCAUCCUCUGCCACCAGAACCCGGUGACGGGGCUGCUUUCAGCCGGGGCUGACCAUAAGGAUGCCUGGGUGCGGGACAACAUCUACAGCAUCCUGGCCGUGUGGGGGCUGGGCAUGGCCUAUCGCAAGAACGCGGACCGGGACGAGGACAAAGCCAAAGCCUACGAGCUCGAGCAGAAUGUUGUGAAGCUGAUGCGGGGACUCUUGCAGUGCAUGAUGAGACAGGUAGAUAAGGUAGAGAAGUUCAAGCGCACUCAGAGUACCAAAGACUGCCUCCAUGCCAAGUACAACUCUGCAACUUGUGCCACGGUGGUUGGGGACGACCAGUGGGGGCAUCUACAAGUGGAUGCAACUUCCCUCUACCUGCUCUUCUUGGCACAGAUGACUGCAUCAGGGCUACGUAUUAUCUUCACCCUUGAUGAGGUUACCUUUAUCCAGAAUCUUGUUUUUUACAUAGAAGCUGCCUACAAAGUUGCUGAUUAUGGAAUUUGGGAACGUGGUGAUAAGACAAACCAAGGAAUCCCUGAACUAAACGCGAGCUCCGUGGGAAUGGCCAAAGCUGCUUUGGAGGCAAUUGAUGAACUAGAUCUUUUUGGAGCUCAUGGAGGACACAAAUCAGUGAUUCAUGUUCUUCCUGAUGAAGUGGAACACUGUCAGUCUAUUCUGUACUCCAUGUUGCCAAGGGCAUCCACAUCCAAGGAGAUAGAUGCUGGCCUUCUGUCUAUUAUUUCUUAUCCAGCUUUUGCAGUGGAGGAUGUAAACCUUGUUAAUGUAACCAAGAGUGAAAUCAUAUCCAAAUUGCAGGGCCGCUAUGGCUGCUGUCGCUUUCUCCGAGAUGGUUACAAGACACCCAGAGAGGAUCCAAGCAGGCUGCACUACGAUCCUGCUGAGCUCAAGCUCUUUGAGAAUAUUGAAUGUGAAUGGCCAGUAUUCUGGACAUACUUCCUAAUUGAUGGAAUAUUUAAUGAGGACAAAAUCCAGGUACAAGAGUACAGAGAGGCUCUGGAAGGAAUACUUAUUAGAGAGAAGAAUGGAUUAGUGCUAAUGCCUGAACUGUAUGCAGUCCCUCCAGAAAAGGUGGACGAGGAGUAUGAAAAUCCUCACUCGGUGGAUCGUGUCCCAGUGGGAAAGUUGCCCCAUCUUUGGGGCCAAUCAUUGUAUGUCCUGAGCUGCCUGUUAGCAGAGGGAUUUCUUGCUGCAGGUGAAAUUGAUCCCUUAAACAGGAGAUUUUCCACAGGAUUUAAACCUGAUGUUGUGGUACAAGUAACUGUUUUGGCAGAAUCUAAUCAAAUUAAGACUCUGUUGCAAGAGCGUGGAAUCAAUGUUCAGAGCAUUGCUGACAUCCAUCCGCUCAGGGUGCAGCCAGCUCGCAUCCUCAGCAACCUCUACACCCUGCUGGGCCGGAACAAGAACAUGAAGUUAAGCGGCCGACCACACCGGCACAUUGGAGUGUUGGGCACCUCCAAGCUCUACGUGAUAAGAAAUCAAAUAUUUGCUUUUACCCCUCAGUUUACUGACCAGCAUCACUUCUAUCUGGCUCUAGACAAUCAGAUGAUUGUGGAGAUGCUCAAGACAGAGCUGGCUUACCUCACUUCUUGCUGGAGGAUGACAGGGAGACCAACCUUGACAUUUCCCAUCACCCACACAAUGCUUGUUGAUGAUGGUACUGACAUUCAUCCAGCAGUUCUUGCCACAAUAAGAAAAUUAGAAGAUGGUUAUUUUGGAGGUGCAAGGGUGAAGAUAGGCAAGCUAUCAGAAUUUCUUACCACCUCUUUCCAUACAAAUCUGAGCUUCCUGGAUCCAGAUUGUGACCUAAAAUUGUUUGAUGACCGUAAUGACAACUGUAAUAGUCCUGACAGUGAAUAUGGAGACUACCCAGCAGAUUUCUGUGAAAAAGAUAGCCAGGAUGAGCUGGAUCAGUAUAUAAAUGAUGUCCUGCAGAGCACAGCCCUGAAGUCAUACCUGCCUCCAACUUCAAAGACAACAACUGAACCUCCUGUGUUCAGUGCAAACCAUUCCACAGAGGAGAUACUGUCAAUAAUGGCCAAGACAAAGGGCUUGGAAGUUCCAGCUGUGUCUAUGUCUCUUCCCACUAAAGUUCUGAACACACACCGAAAGUCUCUGAAUCUUGUUGAUAAUCCUCAUUUCUUUGGGACAAAGGACCAUGAAAAUGUUUUGCACUUACCUAAAGAUGCUCAUGGUGAUUUGGAUUGCAGGAAGCUUGUUGAUCAGCUGAAGGAAUGUCCAACACUCCAUGAUCAAGCAGAUAUUUUGUACAUCUUGCAUAUACUCAAAGGUGCUGACUGGGACACACAGCUGGAUGGACAGUAUGGGGUCACUGUCCACUGCCUCCUCAAUGAGCUCUACAGGAAGGCAGGCCUCAAUCAGGAGUGGGGCUUAAUCCGUUACAUUUCUGGCAUACUCAAAAAGAGAGUUGAAGUCCUGGCUGAGGCAUGCACAGACCUUCUGUCACACCACAAGCAACUUACAGUGGGCCUGCCCCCAGAACCCCGUGAGAAAAUCAUUACCACCCCUCUGCCCCCUGAGGAGCUCACAGAUCUCAUUUACGAAGCCAGUGGCCAAGACAUCAGCAUUGCAGUCCUGACACAGGAGAUAAUCAUGUACCUGGCCAUGUACGUCCGCUCCCAGCCCAGCCUUUUUGUGGAGAUGCUCCGGCUCCGCAUUGGUCUGAUAAUCCAGGUGAUGGCCACCGAGCUGGCACGGAGUCUCAAAUGCUCAGGUGAAGAAGCUUCAGAGAGCUUGAUGAAUCUAAGCCCCUUUGAUAUGAAAAGUCUCCUACAUCAUAUUCUCAGUGGGAAAGAGUUUGGAGUGGAAAGAAGCUUGCGACCUGUAGAUUCUUCUUCAUCCAGCCCUGCAAUUUCUAUUCAUGAGAUGGGGCAUUCUGGAGCAACCAAAACAGAAAGAAGUGGUAUUACUAAAUUGAAGAGUGAGAUGAAGCAGGUGAGGGUUUUCUGUCAAUGCUCAUCAGAAACUCAGUUUUUCCCUCAGCCCCAACAACUAACCCAAGCUUUAAUGUCCUUACAGAGGGGCAGUACUCCAUCCUCUCCCACCAGCUCUUCUCCGACUGGCUCCGGCGGGGACAUGAGCUGGGGGGACAGAAAAGGGCAGUGGCUGCGCAGAAGGAGGCUGGAUGGUGCUAUUAACAGAGUCCCUGUUGGCUUUUAUGAGAAAGUGUGGAAGAUCCUUCAGAAGUGCCAUGGUCUGUCCAUUGAUGGGUAUGUUCUUCCUUCUUCAACCACCAGAGAGAUGACCCCGUGUGAAAUCAAGUUUGCAGUGCACGUGGAGUCGGUGCUGAACCACGUCCCCCAGCCCGAGUACAGGCAGCUGCUGGUGGAGGCCAUCCUGGUGCUGACCUUCCUGUCGGACAUCGAGGUCAGCAGCAUCGGGGGCAUCAUCCACGUGGACAGAAUCGUGCACAUGGCCAAUGACCUCUUUCUGCAGGAGCUGAAAUCAUUUGGAGCUACUGGUAGUAUCUUGGAGAAAGACACAGCCACAGGAAUUUGCCACUUUUUUUAUGAUAGUGCUCCCAGUGGAGCCUAUGGCACCAUGACUUACCUAACAAAAGCCAUAAUUAUUUAUUUACACGAUUUCCUGCCCAGCACAGGCUGUGCAAUGCAGUAAGUGAAGCCUCACAUGGGAGGAAAGGCUCAGAGGCUCUUCCUCCUCAGUUCCCUGCCACAAAGCCCUUGGUUGCUGCCUGUGUGUGUGCCAUGCACUCGCUCAGCAGUUGGCACUGCUGGGGAUGCUCUGUGACACCUACUGCUGGGGACAGGGAGCUGGAAUUUGGCCUGGUUUUAGGAGAAUGUGUGAGAAAUAACAAAUAGUGAGGCUUAUUCUGCCCAAAGUGCAUAAAUGUAAUUCGUAUUAAAUUAGCAAGAAUUAUACAGUUCUGCCAAGAGGAAAACAGAUUACUCUGUGGAGAUCAAAAGGCAUAAUGAAACAAGGGAGCUGCAUCUCAGGCAUAGAGUCUCACAAAUAAGGGAAGUGAUGGAAUUCAUUAAUUUUUCUCCUGCUGUGUGUAAAUGUACAUCAUUGUGAAUCACUAAUGCACAGUGUGAAACAUCCAGGGAAAUGUAAAUUAGAGGAGUAAGAGUAACUUGAAAUAACGUGGUGAUAUUUCUAGUACACUUUUAUCCUGAUUCUCUUCUCAUUUGCACCUAGUCAGUGCAGGGCUAAUGCCAGCAGGGACAAACAUCCUACAAUAUCCACUAAUUUGGGAGGAUAGCCUCUGUCAGGAAGCUGCAUCUGUCUUUAAUCUGAAUAGCUUCCUUCCCUGCAUCCCCACGACUUCAGUGGCAAAAUCUCAAGACUCCAGCUUCUCCAGUGUGACAGACAGUUUUAUGCCUGUAAUCCUUUCCUCUGAAUGGAGCAAGAUAAACCUCAUCCACUUGAGCACCCCUUCCAAGUCUCCUGAUCAUUUCCCUCACAAACAGCCUCAGAGUUAAGAAUGGCAUAAUUGUGGCCUUUCCAGUGUAGCAUGAGUUUAUGGAAGGCUUUGAUGUUUCUCUUUGUUUUGGUUUGGUUUUUUCUUUUUUUUUUUUCUUUUUAUUUCCUUUGCCAUUUUUUCUUUCUUCUUUUUAGUUUGAAGUCACUGGUCUCAUGUAAUUAGGGCUUGGGCUGCCUGAAGUCUCCCUGCAGACAGUUCCCAGGUUAAUGCUGUCAGCUGGAAGCUCUGAGGUGCUGCAGGGAGUAGGUGCAUCCUGCAUGGAAAUGACUCCUUGGCCAUUUAUAAACUGAAAAGAGAGUUUGGCAGCCUCUGGAGAGGGAAACCCUGCCUUACCCCAGGCACUGGCUGUGGUUUUCCUUGUGCCUGUGCUGCUGGCUUUGCCACCAGCCACAUGAGCAUCUGGCUAACAGCUUAGGAAAGUGGCAGUAGCUUCAGCAUCCCAUGGCCACAGACAGGCUCCCUCAGUAGCACUGCUGCCAUGUGAGCAGAAAGGAUCAGAGCAAUUCUGUCUUGCCAGCGAGAGGUGAAAGAGCAGAUAGGCCUGUAAAGAUAAGAACUUUCUGAGCUAUGUAAGCCUGACAGCCUGCCUGCUGUCCUCUCCACAGUCACUGCUGCUACAGCAGUUCCUGGGAACUGGCUCAAGAGAGUGGAGGUGUAGGAGGCCUUGGUGUGAUGUGAUUUAAUGUUUUUUCAGAGACCAGAGGAGUUUGGUAGUCCAGAGGACCAGGAGUCCUGUGUUGGCCACCAUGGGAACCAUGGGCCUGUGCAGGGGCCAGUGUAAAGUGACGGUUCAGGUACAAUUAGCACUUGGGUGUGGAAGUUAUUUUAUUGGUGUGGUGCCUGUUUUGUAAGGGUUUGCCUUUGUUAUUAUUUGGUGUGGGUUUUUUAACUUUUUAUAUGUUUUGUGAGAGUUCACUUGGCUUGUUUCCCAGUGAAAGGAAGUAAAAUCCUUUGUCUAGUUUAAGCAGAUGUGACAGUGCAGAAUACAAGCACAACAAGAGCAAGGUGAUAUUUUUUAUUCUUCCCAGUAUCAUACAAAAAGUAGUAGCAGUUAUUUUUGCUUUUCUUCUUGAAUCCUAGAUUGAGAGAGAUGCAAGAUGAUUUUUUGCUCAGAUUUCUAGUUGUUUUUUUUAACCUACUGUGUUGUUUUCAGAAACAAGAAGGCUGAUGUUGGUUUUUCAUGCAGCUGCAUUGAAGGUCUAAAGCAUGAAAUGUAUGGCCUAACAUACCUGGACACCCCUAACACCUCUUUGUUUUUAAAUGGGAGUGUCAUUAGUGUCUUUACCAUCAAAUUCACAUUAUGACCUAGGUUAUGGUAUAUUCAUGAUGAUCACAAUGAAUUACCACAUGGAAUGCAGGCAAUUGGAAAGUAUUUAUGUGGUAAUUUGAAGAGUUUAGGUAUCUAUCUGGUGGUGCAGGGGGGUACUCAAACACAAGAGCAGUGGAAGGCAGCUUUAUGUUCCUUGCAGGGUGAGGCACAGCUGCACAGGAGCUGGCAGAAUGAGGACCUGUGUCCAGCUCAGAGCUCACAGCACAUGCUGGCCCCAGCCCUGCUCCCCAGGCCUGUCCCCCCUGCUCACACUGUUGCCUUCCCCCUGCUGCCAGCAGGGACACGGGCUUGUCAAACUAAACAGAUCAAAAGUGCCAUUGAUCUCCCUCAGCUGCUGGUCCCACAGGUUACUGUGAAAGCUGAAUGGGUGGAGUGCAAAGUUUGUCUGGCUUCUCUCCUGUAAUUGUAGUCUCCUUGCUCAGGGAAAGAGUCCUGCUGGUUCCUGGAAGGUGCAGGUGAGCACACAGUCCUUGGCUGUGUGUGUGGGCAGCCACUUCCUGUGGGGUAGUAAAACCUGGCCUGCCCCAUGUGGGCGUGGGACACUGCAGGAAUGUGUCACCCCUCUGGCAGCAGCCAGGGCCUCGAGUGAAGCGAGAGCUUCACUGAGUCAGUCCAAAUCCAACCUUGGGCACUUUCUGGAGUGGUUGGCAGGUCAGAGCAGAGUUGCCCAGAAAGCAGGAGAGAGAUGCUGCCAGUGGUGGCAGCUGUAGCUGUGGGGUGAGAGCUUGGCACUUAUCUGCAGGCUGAUUCAGGCACUGAUUAAAGGACCACUCACAUCUGGAGUAUUAAGUGGCUGCUGCACAGAAUCAUGACUGAAAAAAGGGAUUGAGGAUGUGGGUUAUAGAAGAAGAGCUUCUGCUCAAACAGUUUGGAUUUAAGUACAAGCAGCAGGGCUUUUCCCCAGUCCCAGUUUCAGUCUCAAGUGGCAUUUUUUCCCAGCUUUAGAUGGUUCACAGUUACUCCCCGUGCCACCCCCCUUCUGUCAGGAGCCAGGGUCCCUUUGUGCCACCAGCAGCUGACAGGACAGGCUUUCUGGUUUGGCUCAGUGAUUCAGCUCCUCUCAUACCUCAGUCCUGAAUCCCCAAGGGGCUCUCCCUGCCUGCUGAGUGAAGCUGUGUUGCAGCUGUACCUUGGCAUCCCCUCUCAGGAAGUGAUCCCUUGAGGCCAGUCCCCUUCGUGCCAGUUCAGGAAUGUGUCCUUAGUGGGGGACAUCCACACUGGAGGCUGCCAGCCAUCCUUCAGAGCUCCUGUGUCUCGCUGUACAGCCCAGCCUUGUCCUCUUUACUGGGGAAGGUGGCAAAGGGGACUCCAGAGCUGCAGCGUCCAGUCCCACCUUGUCACUUCACACCCACCGCAGGUCAACACUGGGAAGCAAGAUCCCACCACACACAGAGGUGUUGGCCCAUUGUAAGUGGAGCCUUUUUGUAACUCCACUGGAAUAAGGUGGGACUGAUCAUCACAGUGCAUAGAUCAGAAUGACUGCAUGCUCAAAAUAUACAUUAUGUAUUACCAACGCCAUUAAAGUUUCACUGUAAA
Molecule: messenger RNA, 7461 nt
Organism: Zonotrichia leucophrys gambelii
Lineage: Eukaryota; Metazoa; Chordata; Aves; Passeriformes; Passerellidae
Gene: PHKA2
Product: phosphorylase kinase regulatory subunit alpha 2
Exons: 32
Coding region: 68-3769 (1233 amino acids)
Biological process (GO): glycogen metabolic process
Cellular component (GO): phosphorylase kinase complex
Molecular function (GO): calmodulin binding
Source: RefSeq, a predicted model, not a curated record